GAUUAACUUGUGUUUAUCUUGUUAAUAGGUUCUCGGUGGAGUGAUCAUGGUAACUUCGUUCAUUUUUAGGGUUUUGAUACUGGUUUUUGGCUAUGCUUAUCCAGCUUACAAGUGUUACAAGACCAUAGAAUUGAAUAAGCAAGAGAUUGGGCAGUUGCGUUUCUGGUGCCAAUAUUGGAUUCUAGUUGCAUUGUUGACAGCAUUGGGAGUAUUUGCUGAUAUAUUCUUCUCAUGGUUGCCAUUCUAUUACGGAGCAAAGCUUGGAGCCUUCCUGUAUUUGUGGCAUCCCAGGACAAAAGGAGCAACAUUUGUCUAUGAAACAUACCUAGGGUCUUUUAUCGCGGAGCAUGAGUCUGAGAUUGAUAGGUCAUUGGUCGAAUUUAGAGCAAGAGCCGCAGACAGGGGAUUGAUAGCUUGGCAGAUGGCUGCUAGCUACUUGCAGACAAGGGUUUCUGAGAUAAUGAAAUAUGCUAUUUCAUUGAUGCCAGCAAAAAAGAUGAAUUCUAUAGAGCCACAGGAGCAGCAGCAAGCUCCUUGGUUAAGUUCUGCAAUGCCGUCUGUGUCUGUUCGUCAAUUGGCACCAUCUCAGCAACCUCGAAAGGAAGCAAGGUUUGAGCCCAAUGCUACCAAAAGGCAGGCACGAGAACAGCCAACAAAGGAAACCAUGUCUCUCCUGCCUUCUUCAGCCCAGUCCCAAGAGACAGCUCCUGAAAUAGACAGUUCAGAAACUGCUCGCAUACCCACUCCAGCCGAGGAACCAAUUGGGGAUGAGGAAUCCGGUUCUGAACCGGUUGAAGACUCAGAUCAGCUAGGUGAGGAGACACCGGUCCAGGCAGCAAUACAUGUAGCAAGCAACAGUUUGAGAAAGCGAGUUGCCACUGCUGCAACCAGCCCUACAUAG
This is a messenger RNA of Zingiber officinale, 901 nucleotides long. Its product is annotated as HVA22-like protein i. Bases 47 to 901 code for a protein of 284 amino acids. The transcript has 6 exons. The record is from RefSeq and is a predicted model, not a curated record. Lineage: Eukaryota; Viridiplantae; Streptophyta; Magnoliopsida; Zingiberales; Zingiberaceae.